AUGUCGGCAACACAAACCGUAACGAAGUCAGACACUGCCGUUGGGAAGCUCACCCUGGCAUAUGAUGACACCAUUCACCAGAAGUACAAAUAUCAUGACUAUCUUCCCGUCUACGACGAGGAGACUCACUUUGACCCAAUCCAGCCAUUCGAGUUUACGGAUCGGGGUCUUGCAGCGGACAAGUCCAAGUCUUCCCUGCUGUCCGACAACAACCCCGAUCUCAAAGUGUCUAAGCUCACUCCGGUGAUUGGAACCGAGAUUCGUGGCCUCCAGCUCUCCCAGUUGAAUGACACGCAAAAGAAUGAGCUGGCGCUGUUAAUUGCUGAGAGGGGCGUUGUCAUUUUCCGUGAUCAAGACUUUAAGGAUAUCGGACCAGAGAAGCAGAAGGAGUUUGCGAGAUAUUUUGGACCUCUUCAUAUCCACCCCGUUGGAGCUCAUGUUAAGGGCCAUCUCGAGUAUCACAACAUCUAUCUUGGCCCAGACAACGAAUAUCGAGCUCGGCAGCGAAGAGAAAGGCUCACCACCACGGGAUAUCAUUCCGACGUCUCAUACGAGCAUCAGCCCCCUGGCAUCACGAUUCUCACUCUUCUCUCUGUCCCGCCGACCGGUGGUGACACAGCGUGGGCAUCGCAGACUGCGGCAUACUCGCGCCUGUCACAACCCAUUAAGACCCUCCUCGAGGGUCUGCGCGCUGAGCACAGCGGUUACAACCAGGCAGAGAAUGCCCGACGUGAUGGAAGGCAUGUUCGUCGCGAGCCUGUGAAGUCUGAGCACCCUAUCGUGAGGGUCCAUCCAGUGACGGGCGAAAAGGCCUUGUUUGUGAACAAGGGCUUCACGAAGCGCAUCAUUAGCCUCCAGCACGAGGAAUCGGACGCUCUCCUGCAGCUGCUGUUCAAUCACAUUGCCCUCGGCCAAGACUUCCAGGUCCGUGUCAAGUGGGAGGAGGGAACGGUUGCUCUGUGGGACAAUCGCGUGACGGCGCACACUGCCAUCUCUGACUUUGACCACCGUAACCCGCAGGAGGGCCUUCGCCAUGGAAUUCGGCUGACGACUCAGGCGGAUAAGCCAUCAGGCGUGAAUGGGCUUGAGUCUGUGUGGUGA
This is a messenger RNA of Trichoderma reesei QM6a, 1101 nucleotides long. RefSeq lists its product as uncharacterized. Bases 1 to 1101 code for a protein of 366 amino acids. Lineage: Eukaryota; Fungi; Ascomycota; Sordariomycetes; Hypocreales; Hypocreaceae. Gene Ontology annotation, molecular function: 2-oxoglutarate-dependent dioxygenase activity. The transcript is spliced from 5 exons. Gene Ontology annotation, cellular component: cytoplasm. The record is from RefSeq and is a predicted model, not a curated record.